Messenger RNA from Triplophysa dalaica, 3850 nucleotides. RefSeq names its product parathyroid hormone 1 receptor (gene pth1r). The transcript is spliced from 13 exons. Gene Ontology annotation, biological process: adenylate cyclase-activating G protein-coupled receptor signaling pathway; cell surface receptor signaling pathway; intracellular calcium ion homeostasis. The record is from RefSeq and is a predicted model, not a curated record. Lineage: Eukaryota; Metazoa; Chordata; Actinopteri; Cypriniformes; Nemacheilidae. Gene Ontology annotation, molecular function: G protein-coupled peptide receptor activity; parathyroid hormone receptor activity; peptide hormone binding. The coding region runs from base 926 to 2536 and encodes 536 amino acids. Gene Ontology annotation, cellular component: plasma membrane.
UCUCUAAACUUACUCAAAGAUACUCUUAAAAGCGACUGUGACUUAUUUUUGAGCGGCGGUAUCCCGACGUAAAGUGUGAAGUAAAAGUAGGGUUAUUUUUACAAACAUUACAGUUUUCGUCAUAUGUAUCGCAGCUUGCGUCUGUGUUCGACUGUCAGUUCCACGUCUGCCCCAAAUCUUAAACAGGCUUGAAUUAGACCUUAAAUCUCUAACGUUAAUCCGAAAGUCCCAAGAGAAACAUGAUGAUGCGUGUAUGUUUUUAAUUUGGUUAAACCGUCUGCAAUUGAGAAAGUCAACUGACAUUUGAUUAAAGACAUUUCUGUGCUUUUAAAUGAACUGACAGUUCAAGAAGCCGCAUGUGUUUUUGGCUUUGACUAAACUGCGACAUCCCGAAACAGUUUUCUUGUGGCUGUGAGCAUUUCAUUCGGAUUCAUCGCAUCGCUCCACAAUCAAUACAGCCGAUACUUUUUUUGCCGUUUUGAUGUGUCCUUAGAGGAAACUGGAGGCUGAGGGACGCCGCUUUAUUAUGUCGCUUUUUUACAGCAAGGCUGAAGGGAAAUUUAAAAGACCUAAAAAUAAAGUCUCGGUUUCUACUCCACAAAGAAUCAUUUGAACUUCCUACCGCAGAAGCAAACGGACAAAAAUAGUCCUGACAUGUGGAUGUAAUUUCAGAAAAAGGCAGACAGAUGCAGAGAAAUAAAACUCGAGCGGGGGAAAGAGAGUGGGGACAGUUUAAUUCGAGGUUGCAGACCGGUGACAACGAAAGCCGUGAGAAUAUAUUCAUAAUAUUACACUCUGCUGCGAACGAUGUAAUGGGGAGGCGGACGGAGGAGAAAUGACUGACUCUUUGACGGCGCUUAAGUAGACGCGAACCUAAGAAAAAUAAGCCGCCAUCAAUUUGCAUGAACUAAGUUUCUGUGACGGGAUGGGAGCCACGCUGGUCGUGCACACUUUGGGCUUUCUCAUUUGUGGCACCUUGCUGAGUUUCGUCUAUGGUCUGGUUGAUGCUGAUGAUGUCCUUACAAAAGAGGAGCAAAUCAAUCUUCUUUUUAACGCCAAGCGGAAAUGUGAACGAACGAUCAAGUCCAAACAUAAAACCCCUGAGGGUUACUGCCUACCGGAGUGGGACGGCAUCGUCUGCUGGCCCGAGGGAGCUCCUGGAAGAACGGUGUCCACUUCCUGCCCGGUGUACAUCUAUGACUUCAACCACAAAGGACAUGCCUACCGUCAGUGUGACACCAAUGGCUCUUGGGAGCUGGCUGCUAGUAACAACAGGACCUGGGCUAAUUACAGCGAGUGUGCCAAAUUCCUCGCAAAUUACAACCAGAACCAAGAGAGGGAGGUUUUUGAUCGGCUUUACCUGAUCUACACAGUGGGCUACUCCAUCUCGCUGGGAUCACUUAUGGUAGCGACGGUCAUCCUCGGAUACUUUCGCCGACUGCACUGUACCAGGAACUACAUUCAUAUGCACCUGUUUGUGUCAUUCAUGCUGAGAGCCAUUAGCAUCUUUGUGAAAGACGUGGUGUUGUACUCAGGCGCCGCGCUGGAGGAAAUGGAACGGAUCACUGUGGAGGAUCUCAAGUCCAUCACCGAAGCACCUCCUGCUAACAAAAACCAGUUUAUCGGCUGCAAGGUGGCUGUGACCCUCUUCUUGUACUUCCUGGCCACUAAUUACUAUUGGAUCCUGGUGGAAGGCCUGUAUCUCCACAGCCUUAUUUUCAUGACCUUCUUCUCAGACAGGAAAUAUCUCUGGGGCUUCACUCUGAUUGGCUGGGGUGUUCCAGCGAUGUUUGUGGCUGUCUGGGCCAGCGUCAGGGCCACACUUGCUGACACUGAGUGUUGGGAUUUAAGCGCAGGAAACUUAAAAUGGAUCGUGCAGAUCCCCAUUCUCACAGCAAUUGUUAUAAAUUUUUUGCUGUUCCUGAAUAUCAUACGAGUUUUGGCAACAAAACUUAGAGAAACAAAUGCAGGGAGAUGUGACACCAGACAACAGUACAGAAAGCUGUUAAAAUCAACCCUUGUCCUGAUGCCAUUGUUUGGAGUUCACUACAUAGUGUUCAUGGCGAUGCCCUAUACAGAAGUUUCUGGAGUGCCGUGGCAAAUCCAAAUGCAUUAUGAGAUGCUUUUUAACUCUUUCCAGGGAUUCUUUGUUGCAAUCAUAUAUUGCUUCUGCAAUGGAGAGGUCCAAGCUGAAAUCAAGAAGUCAUGGAGUAGAAGGACACUUGCUCUGGACUUCAAAAGGAAAGCUCGUAGUGGCAGUAACACGUACAGCUAUGGACCCAUGGUGUCCCACACCAGCGUCACCAAUGUGACCGCACGAGGCCCCCUGGCCCUGCACCUGACCACACGCCUGGGGCCAGUCACCAUCAACGGCCAUCGGAACCUUCCAGGUUACGUAAAGAACGGCUCCGUCUCAGAGAACUCCAUCCCGUCCUCGGGUCAGGAGCUUCAUAUACAGGAGGAAGAACCUUCGAAGAACUUCCAAGAAGAAAAAACGACCCCGGUGGUGGAGGAGGAAAGGGAAACAGUCAUGUGACGUUAAAUACAAAUUUCAUGUGUUAUUACGUCAAGUACAUUAAAGGAUGAUAGAAUCCUUUGUUCCUCAGGAUUUUCUCACAAUUUGGGUUGUGGGACCAUCUCAGAUGGGCUGGAGAUGUCAGCAGUGAUCUUUUAAAUGAGCCACAAAGUUUUUCAAGACUGGAACUAAUACAGAGACCAGAAAUCUGAACCAGGCGUGUUUAGAGAAUGAAAACAAAUAAGGUGUUUUAAUUUGAUCAUUUCUGCUGAAUGUCUCAUAUGUUGCACGCAAGUUUCUACAUUGUGAUCGAACAUCGCUUUCCGGAUUUCAUCUCACCUCCGUUUAUGUAUAAAUAUACAUAUAUAGAUCUGCAGAUUGUGCUCCAGGAUCAAGCCAUGUGAAACAUAUGGCAUUGUGGACUGUGAAUUGUAACUAAGUAUCUCAUAUUAUUUUCAAUACAUUCAAAAGCAAAGCAUUUUUGUGUUAGAAACAAAUGUCUUUUUUUGUACUCCAAAUAGAAAGCAUCUCAAAAGGUUGCCAGUAGAUGCACUUUUUUAUUAUGGUAGCAGGAUUUUGUUAGUAGAAUGUGAUAUUUAUAUGUGUCCAGGCCAUGAACGAUUGUGUCUUUCUGCUCGUUGAUCCGUGGAUAUGCCAAGCUGUCUAUUUCCUUCAUUUGCUCUGAUUCUGUGCAGAUUUAUAUACGCUUGCAUUAUUGCUUUCGGUUGGUAAGGAAGUCCAACAUUUUAUGUAUUUUGCUGAGAAAUGUAUUGUGUGCUAAGCAAAAGAAUCAAAUUCUGUGUUAAAAUGGUUGAAUAUUCUUGGUCAUUUUCAUUCUAUCAAUACUUAAUAAGAAUUUAAUAAAAUGUAAUUAAAAUUAAUAAUAUUGGUAGUUUAAGGCUAGUCCUAGACUCAAAUGAAUGUCUGAUCUGAAAAUAACUUGCUCUCACCUAUUAAAAUUAUAUCAGUGCCAUUAUUUUGUCUGAAGAUGCACACUAGUAAAAAAUAUUAUAAAACCGACUUAAAUAUGCUAAUUUAUGUCAUAAUCCUGGAUAAAACUAAGCGGUCUCUGAAACUGGGCCUAGAUUAAAAAAAAAACUAUUGGUACUUGCUUGUUUAAACUUGCCAUGAUGAUGCAAAAGUGUUGUUACUGGUUGCGUUGCUUGGGUGUUCUGGAUGCUUGAUAGGUACUCUAUUGCAUUUUGCAUACUGGCCAAAAUUGGUCUGCUCUAUAUUCAUUCAUGUUUGUUAACAUAAAGUGCUAAGUUUAACAAACCCCUACCCUUAAUAUUAAAAAAUGUGUUUUAAGAAAUAAAUUAAAGUUAUUAUUAUGUA